UCUAUGAAAAGGUUUACUGGUUUGAUGCAGGCAAAUUGUAUUGUGAGUGUACCAUACUCGAACGCUGAACGGUGUGGAAAGUCAAACAGACUGCAGCCAUUGUUUGAAACUGGUACGCUGUGUAUUAGCGCGUUGGUUGAAUGGCUUCUGUGUAUUUGUAUGUGGGUUAUAUUGGUCGUCUCCGCUUUUUUAUUUGAUUACUAGAGUGUGAACGCACUGGGUGUCUUUUCCCUGCUCUCUGUGUGUGUGUGUGUGUGUGUGUGUGUAUGUGUAUGUUGUGGGAUCACACUGACACUUGGAUAGGAAAAAGAUUAUGGGAGAAAGGGAACAGAGAAAUGUGGUGAGAUUUCGUAAAAGAGAGAGAGAAAGAGAGAAAACCUUACAGAUGGAGAGAGGAGAGAGUGAACGAAGUGAACGUAAAAGAAAAAGGCAGAGAGAGAGAGUGUCAAAAAAAAGAAGGAAGGCUGACAGAAGAAGGGCAGACACAAAGAGAGAAAACCAGAGGAAGGAAAGAAGAGUGGGUGGAGACAACCCAUACCUUGCACAGUUGAAGUUGAUGAGUUCACCAAGCCUCAGCGAACUGGGCAAGAGUGACAAGGCAGGCUUGGAGGAGAGAGGAGCUCAGCAAUGCAGGGCAGGGGCCAAUGCCAUCUGGAAUAGUAUCCAUAAUGCAGUAAUCGCCACGUUCCAAAAGAAAGAUCUGGGAGACAAUGAGCUGUACUCUUUAAAUGAAGGAGUCAGGCAGCUGCUGAAGACAGAGCUGGGCUCCUUCUUCACAGAGUACCUGCAGAACCAGCUUCUAACCAAAGGAAUGGUCAUACUUCGAGACAAAAUACACUUCUAUGAAGGUCAAAAGUUACUAGACGCUCUGGCUGAAACUUGGGACUUUUUCUUUUGUGACGUGCUCUCCAUGCUGCAGGCCAUUUUCUACCCAGUCCAGGGGAAGGAGCCCUCUGUGAGGCAGCUGGCUCUCCUGCACUUUCGGAACAUUAUAACUCUGAGCAUAAAGCUAGAGGACGCUUUGUCUCGUCCCAAUGCUUGUGUGCCCCCUUCCAUCAUACAAAUGUUGCUCAUACUGCAGGGGGUGCAUGAAUCUAGAGGAGUGAGUGACGACUACUUAAAGUUAGAAUCUCUGAUCCAGAAAGUGGUGUGUCCAUACCUGGGCACUCACGGCCUCUACACUGACGACGGCUGUGUGGCGCAGUGCUCCUGUGUGCUGGAGAAGCGAUUGCUGCAGCACUGGCCCAAACUGAGUGACACCUCUGCCAGGAACCCUGUCAUGCGCUCCAAGAGCUACAACGUGCCCAUGCUGACACCUGUGGCAGAGUACGAAACGGAGGCCACGUCCGUGGGUAGCGCAGGAAUCCGACGACAUUCCGUCUGCCAGAUGACCUUGUGCCAAGAAGAGCCAGCUUUCUCCAGCAUUAAAUCCAGCCCAGACGAGACAAACGUUGCACCCCAGCUUUCAGCCUCUCAUCCGUCCACAGAACAGGACUCGGCUCGGUCAGUAUGCAGAGGGCAGUUGAAGGGCACAUCUCCACUCCCAUCCCCUUCCACGUACCCCUUGCUUUUCACUCAAUGUUCUUCGGAAAUCUUUCAGAAAAUGUCACAGGAAUCAGGUUCUGAUCUUACCCAGGAAGUGGCCUCACUACCCAGAGGCUCGUCAAGCCCUGAAACUAUCACAGACCAGCUACUGGAGUCUUUGGACUCAGAAUCAGAGGGAAUCUUCAUAGACUUCAGCCUCCACUGUUCGGACUCCUCCACCUUCAGCCACGAGAGUGAGAGUGAGAGUGUGGUGUAGGAGCACAGCAGAGUAAUAGCAGGGCCACAGCGACCAACUCUUCCCUUUUUAACUCAAGCUCAAGGCUCAUUUAAUGUGUGUUUGGUAGAUUUCUAUAUUUCCUUGUAAUUUCAUACUAAAGAUUUGCUAAGUAAAACUUUAACACGUUUUUUUUUCCCACAGGCAUUUCACUUCAUAGUGGUUUUUCCUCAAAUCAUUAUAAACUUAUUUAAAAUUUUUAUGAUGUAGUCUAGAUCAUCAACAUUUUUUUGUUUGUUUUUGUACAAAUGUUUAGAAUAACAAAUUAAUAUAUUUUAAUGACUAUUUAAUUGUAUUUAUUUAUUUAAUUGGUAGUGGGCAGUGAUUAAUGCUCUGAGGGUUCAAGUCUCAUUGUUGGGUCUCUGAUAAAAGCUCCUAACAAGUGAAGGGAAUUCUGCUGUAAUGAACAUGUGACCAAGAAAGCCGUUCUUCUUUCUUCUUCUUCUUUUUUUGAAGAAUGGCUGGGUAACGAUUUGAGGCAUUAAAUAUCAAUAUUAA
Messenger RNA from Ictalurus punctatus (channel catfish), 2317 nucleotides. Its product is annotated as proline-rich protein 5. The record is from RefSeq and is a predicted model, not a curated record. NCBI's taxonomy places the organism in Eukaryota, Metazoa, Chordata, Actinopteri, Siluriformes, Ictaluridae. Gene Ontology annotation, cellular component: TORC2 complex. Bases 314 to 1801 code for a protein of 495 amino acids. Gene Ontology annotation, biological process: TORC2 signaling. The transcript has 9 exons.